UUAUAACCAAUAAGUAUGCAGUCAGCAGGUCGUACAGCCAAAAUUUUAGAAUUGGCCAAAAGAAAAUUUGAAGUAAACAGUACACUAUUGGAUGUUACCAAUACUAGAAAUGUUAAACAGACUGAAUCCGACUAUGAGAACCAACCAUCAACUAGUGGCUCGCAAAUUUCUGGUCAAACACCCAAUACAGAGAUUUCUAAGCAGCUAUCAUCUAGCAGCCAUCACCCAGAACCAAUUCCCUUUGAAGUUUCUGAUCCAAAAAUAGUUCUUCCACUAGAAUCUGAUUUAGAAAAUGAAGGUCAGACUAAUUUAGCAGAGUCCAUUAGCAGUGAAUAUUUAGGAGGCUCCAAAGGCAUAUCUCAAAUGCAUGUACAGUAUGAUGUAUCGUAUGAAUCCGAGCGCCCUACAGUUUUAAGGAUAUUGAAAAAGCCAAAUUACUUUGUGUCUCCGGUUCAUAGCGGAGAAAGUGAUGUGGAUGACCCAGAUGAAGAUCCAAAUUUUGAUAAUACUAAAACAACCUUUAAUCUUAACCCAGUUUCCGGAUCCGAAAGUUCGACCAGCAACUCAAACAGCAGCGAGGGCGAAGAACAGAAUGAAUACCCUGAUGGCAAAGAAGAAGAGAAGAAAAAAAAAAGGAAAGAAAAGAAGAAGGAACUUUGAGAACUGGGGUGUUACUCAAUCUAAAAAACUAAGGAAUUCUGGACAGGCGUAUAUAUCCAGUUCAAAAUC
This is a messenger RNA of Sitophilus oryzae (rice weevil), 729 nucleotides long. RefSeq lists its product as uncharacterized. The record is from RefSeq and is a predicted model, not a curated record. The coding region runs from base 16 to 660 and encodes 214 amino acids. NCBI's taxonomy places the organism in Eukaryota, Metazoa, Arthropoda, Insecta, Coleoptera, Curculionidae. The transcript is spliced from 2 exons.